This is a messenger RNA of Branchiostoma floridae (Florida lancelet), 1799 nucleotides long. RefSeq names its product potassium channel regulatory protein-like. The coding region runs from base 701 to 1456 and encodes 251 amino acids. The transcript is spliced from 5 exons. Gene Ontology annotation, biological process: protein homooligomerization. The record is from RefSeq and is a predicted model, not a curated record. NCBI's taxonomy places the organism in Eukaryota, Metazoa, Chordata, Leptocardii, Amphioxiformes, Branchiostomatidae. Gene Ontology annotation, molecular function: protein binding.
CGCGAACUUAAAUACAUUUACAGUAUACCCAACCCUCUGUUUAUGCAAAAGCGACAUCUGUCAACAAGAACUCAAACUGCAUUCCGAUGUUUCAUUGCGGAAAAAUCUAAAAUCCGGAUCCAAUUCUAGUUAGCGCUUGCCAGAAAUAUUAGUACACAGUGCAGGUCAAGGUGGCAAAAGCCAUAACCGUUGUGGAAUGUUUCGGGUUCAUUCAUGAGUACUAUACAAAGUGAAACUAGAGGCUAAAAUGAUACGAAUGCCGUCACCCCUAUUUCUUAGACUCAUUUGGAUGCGUCCAUUUAUCUAGGUCAUCUGGGGGCGUGGCUUUUCUGUUGCAAAAUUGACAAAAGAAUCCCUCUACAAACAGCCUAGUCCUAGAAAAGCCGAUCUACCCCUUUUAUCAGAUUUCAAACCUUCGCCUACCAAUGCAACGGUACAAGAUCCCUUUAAAGGACUCUCCAUCUCUGCAUCUGAGGUCAAGAGGUUCGUUAUUUCUGAGCGGGCCACUGGAAUACGUGUUGGCGAUUAUAGAUACGCCGGGAUCUACAUAAUUUAGUCCGACCUCUCUCCGUUGCAAGAAGGAAUAGUUCGACAAUAUUCGAUAGACGAGGCUUGUGUGAAGAAUUGGGCUGGUUUUGGAGUGGGAUCUUGAAGUGCACAGAUCACCAAACGUCAGUAGAAGGCACAUUUAUAGAUCAUCAUGGAAAACCAGUUACCGAAAGUGGUGCCGCUGAACGUCGGAGGUCGGCAUUUCUCCACCUUCCUGUCCACCCUGGUGAGGGACGAGGGUUCCAUGCUGGCCGCCAUGUUCAGUGGGCGGCACCAGGUAGAGAGGGACAAGGACGGCUGUUACUUCAUCGACAGGGAUGGACGUGCCUUCGCGCACAUUCUGGAGUUCCUGCGACACGCUAAGCUGCCACCACCUAACUAUGCCCGGGAGGUGUACAUAGAAGCGCAGUACUUCGGUCUCCAGGUUCUUGCAGACAAACUUGCUCAAUUCAAAGAUGUCCGCGAGGAGAUAGCCUUCAAGGAGCAACUUUUCAAGUCUCAAGACAUCGAGAUGCUAGCAGAAAGAGUUCUCAUGGCUUUACCUGCGGUCAUUACCGGUACUACAAAGGUAGCACUUUUGAUGGACAGCGGUUGGAAGGCUAGAAGUAAAAUCGGUGACGUAGCACCCGACAUCGUUCCCGCGAGAUUUCUCGAGAACGAGUCUUGGCAGACACACGAGUGCCUGCAAGGCGACAACAAGGACUGUAUCGAACCUCUUUGCUCCGACGACCUUGGCGUAAGAGUCGCGUUGGUGCAGCAGUACUUGCAGAAGCGAGGGUACGAGGUCAGUACAGAGCUGGAGACUUGCAAGUUUUCUUUAGAGCAGGGCAAGAAGUCCGUCUGGUCCGAUCUCAUGACUUUGGACGUGUACUGUGGCGUAUACGGGGUCAUAUUCACAAUUGGUUGAACGGAGACGAACGACGUUCUACUCACUGGAUUUAAACAUGUGUCCAUUGGAUUACUAGCAAAGUAUUCGUUACCAAACGCUUAACUCCUGAUUUUUUAAAGGUUAACGUUGAGUGUGUACUAUUUGAUAUUUUUCCAUCGGGUGAGGAUUCGGACUUGCGCUUUCAAAUACAUGUUGUUUUGUAUUAUGUGUCUCUUACACGUUUAUUAUGUUUUGUUACAACUUGAUAUCAAUUUGUGUUUGUUUAGUAAGUGCAUUUUGUUCAUAUGCAUGUUCUUGUAAAUAUGUUUAGUGGUGGCGAUGAUAUACGUUUAUCAACUUGAAAGCAUCACUACUAAAUGUU